GAGUUGAAGACAGAUAUGGGAAGUAGUGAUAGACUGCCCGCCAUCGAUCUCCCUUCUCCAUUUGGCGAAUUUCAUGGGAAUUUAUCUGAUUCGGAGUUACGAGAGACCGCCUAUGAAAUCUUCGUCGGCGCUUGUCGAUCUUCUGGUGGAAAGCCAUUGACUUACAUUCCACAAUCGGAGAGGAAUGAGAGGUCAUCGUCUCCGUCGUUGCUAUCUUAUGGUUCUUCUGCUUCGCCUUCUUCUACUUCGCCUUCUUUGCAGAGAUCAGUUACUUCUACUGCUGCCAGCAAGGUUAAGAAGGCCUUGGGUUUGAGAUCUUCGAAGAAAAGUCCGGGAAAGGAUAGUAGUUCGUCCAGGUCGAAAAAGCCGGUGACUGUGGGGGAGCUCAUGAGGGUUCAGAUGAGGGUUUCUGAGCAGGCUGAUUCGAGGGUUAGGAGGGGCUUGCUGAGAAUUGCUGCAGGCCAGCUUGGAAGACGCAUUGAGUUGAUGGUUUUGCCACUGGAGCUACUGCAACAGUUCAAAUCUUCGGAUUUUACCAAUCAGCAAGAAUAUGAAGCCUGGCAGAAGAGAAAUUUGAAGGCUCUUGAGGCUGGACUACUCCUGCAUCCUCAUCUACCACUAGACAAGUCAGAUACAGCAUCCCAACGGCUUCGGCAGAUAAUUCGUGGUGCCUCAGAGAGACCCAUAGAAACUGGGAAGAACAAUGAAUCGAUGCAAGUCCUACGAACCACUGUAACAUCUCUUGCUUUCAGAUCAUUUGAUGGUUCUGUUUCAGAGACUUGCCAUUGGGCAGAUGGGUUUCCAUUUAACCUUCGACUCUACCAAAUGCUUUUAGAAGCCUGUUUUGAUGCUAAUGACGAAACAUCUGUUGUUGAGGAGGUUGAUGAGGUUAUAGAGCUCAUGAAGAAGACAUGGGUGAUGCUUGGAAUGAACCAGAUGCUCCAUAAGCUUUGCUUUUCUUGGGUUUUGUUUCACCGUUACAUUACAACUGGCCAAGUAGAAAAUGACCUACUGUUUGCUGCCAAUAAUCAGUUAGCAGAAGUUGCCCAAGAUGCAAAGUCAAUGAAAGAUCCAGUGUACUCGAAGGUCUUGAGUUCGACAUUGAGCUCAAUACUGGGAUGGGCAGAAAAAAGGCUUCUUGCUUACCAUGACACAUUCAACUGCACGAAUAUUGAGUCAAUGGAAAGUAUUGUUUCUCUAGGAGUAACAUCAGCCAAGAUACUAGUAGAAGAUAUCUCUCACGAGUAUCGCAAAAAAAGGAAAGAAGAAGUUGAUGUGGCUUGUAACAGGGUUGACACUUACAUUAGAUCAUCGCUCCGCACGGCUUUUGCCCAGAGAAUGGAGAAGGCUGACUCAAGCAGGAGGUCAUCAAGAAACCUGCCCAAUCCUCUUCCCGUCCUUUGCAUUCUUGCAAAGGAUAUUGGUGAGUUGGCAGCUAAUGAGAAGGAGGUGUUUAGUCCUAUAUUGAAGAGAUGGCAUCCUCUUGCAGCAGGUGUUGCCGUUGCCACUCUUCAUGCUUGCUACGGCAAUGAGCUGAAGCAAUUUGUUUUGGGUAUAACGGAGCUCACACCUGAUGCCGUACAAGUGUUGAGAGCUGCAGACAAGUUGGAGAAAGAUCUCGUGCAGAUUGCUGUUGAAGAUUCUGUGGACAGUGAAGAUGGUGGCAAGGCAAUAAUCCGUGAGAUGCCUCCUUAUGAGGCUGAAACUGCAAUUGCUAAUCUUGUGAAGGCAUGGGUUAAAACAAGAGUGGACAGAAUGAAGGAAUGGGUGGACAGGAAUCUGCAGCAAGAGGUAUGGAAUCCAAGGGUGAACAAAGAAAGGAUAGCUCCUUCUGUUGUUGAAGUCCUGCGAACUAUGGAUGAGACUUUGGAUGCAUUUUUUCAGUUGCCAAUUCCCAUGCAUCCAGCUUUGCUUCCUGAGUUGAUGACCGGCGUGGACAGAAGUCUUCAGUACUAUAUAACUAAGGCAAAAUCUGGCUGUGGGACACGGAACACCUAUGUUCCCACUAUGCCAGCAUUAACCAGAUGUACAAGAGGAUCAAAGAUAUGGAAGAAGAAAGAGAAGGUGCAAAGCACUCAACGGAGGAAACCUCAGGUUGGGACGAUGGAUGGGGACAGCCCCUUUGGAAUACCACAGCUAUGUGUCCGAAUUAAUACUUUGCAGCACAUCCGGGCAGAAUUGGACACCUUUGAGAAGAGGAUAAUAACUCGUCUGAGGAAUUGUGAAUCUGCUCAUGCAGAUGAUUUUACAAAUGGGUUGGGAAAGAAGUUUGACCUGGCAGAAGCUGCUUGUCAGGAAGGAAUCCAGCAACUUUGUGAGGCAAUAGCUUACAAGGUCAUUUUCCAUGAUUUAAGCCAUAUUUUAUGGGAUGGUUUAUAUGUUGGGGAACCGGCAUCGACACGGGUUGAACCUCUACUUACAGAGCUUGAGCAGAACUUAGAAAUCAUAGCAGAAACAGUUCAUAACAGAGUCCGUACCCGUGUGAUUACUGAGGUCAUGAAGGCUUCAUUUGAUGGAUUCUUGUUGGUGCUUCUUGCUGGGGGCCCAUCACGUGCUUUUUCUCAGCAAGAUUCUCAAAUAGUAGAGGAAGAUUUCAAAUAUCUAAGAGAUCUGUUCUGGUCAAAUGGUGAUGGAUUGCCAAUGGAUUUAAUAGAUAAGUUCUCAAAAACUGUUGUGGAAGUCCUCUCCCUUUUCCGUGCAAAUACCCAAAGCCUCAUUGACAAUUUUAGGCGCAGGACCUUGGAUACCUAUGGCCCUUCUGCCAAAUCCAAGCUGCCAUUACCUCCGACUUCAGGACAGUGGAAUCGAGAUGAACCAAACACACUCCUACGUGUCUUGUGUUACCGAAAUGAUGACGCAGCUACGAAGUUCCUUAAGAAGACCUACAAUUUGCCAAAGAAACUGUAGCUAUGAUGUAUUGCAUACUGAUCCUGGAAAAGUUGCUUCUAUGAAAUUGUUCACUGAGCAAGUUCAUGUAAUUCUAAGGUCUAACUGUAAUUAUGAUAUUACCAAGAAGGGGGAGCUUCUUCUGUUUUGCUUUGGUAGCAGGGUUGAUCAUUUCUGAAGCAAAAUACUGUUCUUGUAUAGUAUAUUUAUGGGUGGGUUUUAUUUUAGGAGAGCCUUUCUUGUUUAUUGGUUUGUCUAGUCCAACGUAUUAUAGUGUUAGUUGAAAUGUGCUACUAGUUGACUUCAUGGCAUCAAUGAAUUUGGAAGACAGCAACAGAGGGUUGGAGAUGGAAGCUUUGGGGGGCUACUGUGAGGUUCAGAGUUAGGUUAGUAUUUGUCUUCAUUGGGUUUGUAUUCAUUAUCAUUCUUUCGCACUGAAUUUAGAUA
Molecule: messenger RNA, 3333 nt
Organism: Telopea speciosissima
Lineage: Eukaryota; Viridiplantae; Streptophyta; Magnoliopsida; Proteales; Proteaceae
Product: protein unc-13 homolog
Exons: 5
Coding region: 16-2907 (963 amino acids)
Source: RefSeq, a predicted model, not a curated record